This is a messenger RNA of Lethenteron reissneri (Far Eastern brook lamprey), 1182 nucleotides long. RefSeq names its product troponin I, slow skeletal muscle-like. The record is from RefSeq and is a predicted model, not a curated record. Gene Ontology annotation, cellular component: troponin complex. NCBI's taxonomy places the organism in Eukaryota, Metazoa, Chordata, Hyperoartia, Petromyzontiformes, Petromyzontidae. Gene Ontology annotation, biological process: skeletal muscle contraction; cardiac muscle contraction.
AUGGCGAUUUACCUGGUGAAGCCAAAGGUGUCGGUGUCGAGGAAGAACCACCUCAAGAGCGCGAUGCUGACGUUCGCGCGGGAGCUCCUGGAGAAGGAGAAGAUUGAGCGAGCCCAGGAGAAGGUCAACUACCUGCAGGAACGUGUGGCUCCCCUGCAGCUGUCCGGCUUGUCCAGCCAGGACCUCAUGGACCUGUGCAAGAAGCUCCACCAGCAAGUGGAUGUGACGGAUGAGGAGAGGUACGACUGCGAGAUGAAGGUCGGCAAACACAACCUGGAGAUCGAGAAUCUGAACAUGAAGAUCGGAGACCUGAGGGGCAAGUUCAAGCGCCCUCCCCUGCGCCGCGUGCGCAUGUCCGCCGACGCCAUGCUGCGGGCCCUGCUGGGCUCCAAGCACAAAGUGUCCAUGGACCUCCGGGCCAACCUCAAGUCCGUCAAGAAGGAGGAGAAGGAAAAAGAAGUGGACAAGGAGGUGGGCGAUUGGCGCAAGAACAUCGAGGCCAUGUCCGGCAUGGAGGGCAGGAAAAAGAUGUUCGACGCCGGCACUCAGUAAGGCGACGCAACUGCGGCCCCUGCAACGAUGGAAGCUGCAGCCCUCCCAGCCCCCGACUGCCCCCCCUGGUGCCCCCCCCCCCCCUGGUGCCCCCCCCCCUCUACUCGACCCGGCUGCGCGUGUGCGUCUGUAGCUGUUCGCACCUCGCCUCUGUCCUGGAAGAACCUGCCCUAGACACCCGUGCCACCUGCGGGCACACCCGUGCCACCUGCUCCACAAACGUGUCACGUGCCCCACAACCGUGCCAUCUACCCCACACGCGUGUCACAUGCCCCACUCCCGUGUCACGUGCUCCACAACCGUGCCACCUGUCCCACAGCCGUGUCACGUGCCCCACACCCGUGCCACCUGCCCGCACCUGUACGCGCCCUACCUUCCGCUGGCUCCCGUACUAACCUUCCCGUGCCCUGUGUGACACGUGCCCUGUGUAGCACGUGCCCUGUGUAACACGUGGCCUGUGUGACACGUGGCCUGUGUAACACGUGCCCUCGCCUGUUAGCGGAAGGCCAAAAGCGUCCCGGGAGUUGAAUGAAUACGCGCGCGAGCUCCAGCCUGCAGCUUGUACCCCCCCGAAUUGAAAUAAAGACACCGCACGCUGCUGUGUGCUGCUGGUUUAUCAUGGCCGGAGAA